AUGACCUACGUUACCUGCCUCACUAUCACGUUCUCCCUCACUUUCCUAUUGCAAGUCACAACAUGUAAGCCAAUUCAUGGUUGGGACCAGUCAGUCGAUGAAGAUGGAUUAGACAAUUAUGGCAAUGAAGUCUUUCUGGAGGACGAUUCUGGGUUUGUUUUCAACGCAUUUUUGGAAAGCGUAAAGGAUGAGUUCUUCCGGAGUGUAAACUUGUCGGAAAUCCCUUUGCAAGACCCGUUGCAAGAAGAUCCACCACAGUACAUGAUCGAUCUGUACAACAAGUUUGCCACCGACAGAUCGUCCAUGCCCUCUUCAAACAUUGUAAGAAGCUUCCGAAAUGAAGAUACAACAACGGUGCUCGCAGUAGGGGAGCGGGGGACGAGGAGGCACAUGCUAGUCUUUAACAUAACUAUCCCUCAGCAUGAAGAGAUCAUCACGGCCGAGCUGAGACUGUAUGCCUUCGUUGACAGAGACAGGAGGAUGCAUGAAGGAGUGAACAGGAUAGUCCGUGUUUAUGACAUGGAAGAGCCAGGGGAAAACUCGAGUGUGAUUUCUAUGCAGCCUCCGAUAUCUCUACUAGUCUCCAAACAGAUCGAUGACAAAGCCAGCGGAUGGGAAACGUUUGAUGUGACAGAUGCUGUCAAACGGUGGGUACAAUCCAACAAAACGACCCAUAAACUUGAAGUUCAUAUCGAGAGUGCCGAGGAGGUGGUUCCGGGGGCGGCAGUGCUACAGAACGAGCCGUUACUGGUGGUGUUCUCCGACGACCCGAGGCACGGGCAAGGGGACGAGAUGAAGGAAAUGCUGGUGCAUGAACAGGAAGUCGCACUGGAAGAGCUGGCUGGGAAGUCGCCGGCCCGCGGCCGAAACCUAGACCUGUUCAAACCCCAGGCCAAGCUCUCGCGGGACUCCUCGUCACGAACCCGCAGGAGUUCCAAAGGGAACUACUGCAAGCGCUCUCCUCUGCAUGUGGACUUCACCGAGAUCGGCUGGAACUCCUGGAUCAUCGCCCCCAAGAGUUACGAGGCCUACGAGUGUAGAGGGAUCUGCUAUAUUCCACUCAGCGACCACGUCACGCCCACAAACCACGCCAGGAUCCAGACCUUGGUGAACCAUUGGAACCCCGAGAAAGCUUCCAAGGCGUGUUGUGUCCCCACCAAGCUGGAACCCAUCUCCAUAUUGUACAAGAACAAUGCCGGCGUGACUACCUACAAGUAUAAGUACGAGGGGAUGGUGGUGGCGGAAUGUGGCUGCAGAUAGUGAGAAAUGUGUGUGUACACACACACAUACACAGACACCGACACAUGUAUACAUAAUGCACAGAACACAUACACACCCCACAUGUACGCACAAUACAUAUACAAGCCUACUUGUAUACACAGUACAACACACAUAAAUGCAACGCAUACACACUCUACACUCCACGACGCACAGCACAUACACACGCACACACACUUCAUAUACACUGUCCACACACGCCACACGCAAAUAUACGUACACCAUAAUACAGUACACGUACAUACGCCACAUCACACGCACCGCAUACACACUGAUUUUUGUAAAUCUGUACAUUUGGGAUGCAAAUUUAUAUAUUUGUUUAUUUAAUGACGAGUUAUGUACAGCUGGCCAGUAUACAUGGUUAAACCUUACAUCUUG
Messenger RNA from Mobula hypostoma (lesser devil ray), 1656 nucleotides. RefSeq names its product bone morphogenetic protein 10-like. NCBI's taxonomy places the organism in Eukaryota, Metazoa, Chordata, Chondrichthyes, Myliobatiformes, Myliobatidae. The record is from RefSeq and is a predicted model, not a curated record. Gene Ontology annotation, cellular component: extracellular region. Gene Ontology annotation, biological process: BMP signaling pathway. The transcript has 2 exons. Gene Ontology annotation, molecular function: cytokine activity; growth factor activity. The coding region runs from base 1 to 1260 and encodes 419 amino acids.